CACAAUAACAACAGCUGGUUGUAGCAGCUUAAAGAUGGCCGCCGCAACCAUGGCGGGGCUGGACGCCCACAGGAUGGAGGAAAAGAAGUUCGAGUACUUCUCCUCCAUCAACUCCAUGGCAAAGAAAAUAAUGCAGGAGAGGGAGAAAAUUAAAGCCAAGCACGGCUCGUCCUGGGAGAGAAUGACGCCGGAAGAGCAGGACAGCGCCAUCGACAACGGGAUGAUGGAUCCCCAAAUCCGAGCCCGAUACGCUAUGCACAGAGUUGACCGUGAAGAAGUGGUCUGUUACCCUAAACUGCUCAUUCAGACGGGUCAAAAGAUAGUUCGCUUCGGGGAAGAGGAUAUUUCCUGGCAAGAUGAGCAUUCUGCCCCUUUCUCAUGGGAAACAAAGAGCCAGUUGGACUUCAGCUUGACCUCUAGCUCUGCAGACCUGGGGAUCUCAGCCUCGCAGGCGGACUCAAAGGCUGUGAAGGUUCCUCAUUCCAACCAGCUUGGCAAGAGUACACCAGGAGCCAAGGUGACUGUCAGCGAGGGACGGAGGCCAGAGGAAGAGUCAUCUUUCUGGAAGAUCAGUGCUGAGAGGUCCAGGCUCGAAGGAGAGCAGGCCAACUUCCAGUCCAUAACCCCCAGCCAGAUCAAAUCCCUCGAGAAAGGAGAGAAAUCCCUCCCCUCUUACCUCCGACAGGAGCCCCCUGUUACUUCAAUCCCCUCCAAGGAGCCUGAGGCAGCAGACCACCACCCUCCAGCUCAUACCAAGUCCACCAAGCACCGAGCACCAAAACCUCCUGCUCCCCAACCCCCUGCCGCUGUCGCUUUUAGCGCAACGCCAGCUUCCAUCUCCAUUUCGCCAAACCCAGUCCCACCUGUCAGCGUGUCCUCGUCGAUUGCAGGAUGGGAGCGAUCUCAGAGCACCCUGCCGUCGGUCAGCAACACCCUGAAUGAAGUGUUCUCCUCCAGCCCCAUGUCCAAGCCCUCCAACCACCCCACCAGUGUGGAGAGAGAGAAAGGGGAAGAAGGUUCACCCACUAACUCCACUUUUGCCCAGUACAACACAAGCAGCAACAUCCUGAAGACUGGAUUCGACUUCUUAGACAACUGGUAAACCAGAGCAGAGACCACCAGAGUCACCGCUCUGAAUGAAUCAUUCUCAUCAUCACUCUGAAGAAGGACCACACUGCCAUGACUACAGACAUCCACGUUUAGAUUUAACAAACCACCAGUCUUUAAAAUGACUAAAUUAUGUUCUUGUAAUUAUCUUCUGUGUGUCUCCUAUCUCAGCGCCUUUGUGGUGCCGUUUUUCCCCUCUAGAAAAGCUCCCUUUUGCUCUCUGACUAGGGUUGAGUCUCUUAGAUUUCUUGCCAAACCUGCCAGUAGGGAUUGAACCUCUCAGAUUAUGUGUGCUCUCCCUGACUGUGCAUUCACACUGCGAUCAGCUUGGUUGAAAGGUUACACAAUUCUGACUGAGUUUGGAACUGCAUCGAUGAUCCCAAGUACACUUAGUCACUGCAUGUAACAACAGAUAGGUGUCAGACAUCACAAAAGCUAAAUGCAACUGAAACAUUUGAGAAAUGAAAACGGUGUGAAUGUGUUAAAUAGUUAGCUAGCUAAACUGUAACAAAAAUGCUGAAGUGCAGAGGUUUAAAACGGAAUAAACAAAUAAAAUUACAUAAGCGCUAACCAUGGCUGCAACUGCUCCUUAAGGAUAGUUGUUUCAUCUUUUUUUGUACCCUGUAGUCUUUCAAAUUAAGAUUUAUAUAUAAAUGGGGAUGUUUAAAUGCCUGUUACAAUGUGCUAACCCAUUUUACACUUGUUAAUACGAGCUGUGGUACAUUAAAACGCAUUCUGGCAGGGGGAUAUAGUGGUGUUUUUAUUGCCCAAUCCCAAUAAAAAUUUCCGUUGUGGCUGCAUUUUUCUCAUACAAGUUUAACUAUUUGCACAUUAGCCAAAUAUCUAGUAACCUGAUCACGUUGCUUGUAGUGUGAAUGCACGAUAAUGGUGUGACUUGGCUGCCUUCAUGUGUAACUUUUUACACAGUAGCCUAGCAAGCAAGGAAUUGUUUUGUGCCGUAAGCAUGUCAAAUUGUCAUCUGUGCAAAACACUGUUCUGUUUUUUAUGUUUGAUUUUAUGUUAUGAAGAUUUUGCUCUCUUGUGCUUUUAUUUAUACAUACUUCUAUAUUCCUAUAAAUCUUAAGAGUUUUAGUUUAGAGUUAAAGUAGUGCUCAGUACUGCAGUCUUGGCUCACAUAGUGCAAUUACUACAAACAAUGUUCUCACUGGUUAUGGAAUUCCUGGAAUAUCAUUGGAUUUUACCAUUGCAUCACUUUACAGGAGUGUAGCAGAAUAUAUUUUCCAACUUUCACACAUUCAUUGAAUUAGUUGGUGUUUUGAAGCAAGUGGCUUUAAAAAAAAAAGUCAUGGAAGUGCUCAAUCGUAGGCCAGAUGUCCUGUAUGGAUUUCCUCACCACCUCACCUUCCCAACUGUCACCUUUGACCUCAAACUAGUGCUGAGCAAAGUUAGUGUGCAUUUAUAAUGAAAAUGAGACGCACUCGCAACGUUGUGUUUUAGGUAAACAAGGCAGGCAUGUAGUGAUUUGUACCACUUGUGUCAUAGAUCUAAAAUCCAGUUUACACAAACAGAGUACUAUUUUACUGAAUUUUGUAUUUAUCUGCUGAUUGUAUCUUAUGCUAUACAUAUAUAUUGCACUCAUGCAUUUUAAGUGACAGAUUGAAAGAAAGUAAAUACAUAAAAGUCAAA
Messenger RNA from Micropterus dolomieu (smallmouth bass), 2754 nucleotides. It is a transcript of the gene lg10h1orf198, whose product is annotated as linkage group 10 C1orf198 homolog. The coding region runs from base 35 to 1102 and encodes 355 amino acids. Lineage: Eukaryota; Metazoa; Chordata; Actinopteri; Centrarchiformes; Centrarchidae. The record is from RefSeq and is a predicted model, not a curated record. The transcript has 6 exons.